Messenger RNA from Myxocyprinus asiaticus (Chinese sucker), 975 nucleotides. Its product is annotated as olfactory receptor 52K2-like. Gene Ontology annotation, cellular component: membrane. The record is from RefSeq and is a predicted model, not a curated record. The transcript has a single exon. Gene Ontology annotation, biological process: G protein-coupled receptor signaling pathway. Gene Ontology annotation, molecular function: G protein-coupled receptor activity; olfactory receptor activity. Bases 1 to 975 code for a protein of 324 amino acids. Lineage: Eukaryota; Metazoa; Chordata; Actinopteri; Cypriniformes; Catostomidae.
AUGAACAUCACUCUGAUUUUUACCAGUUAUGGACCUCCUGGUGCACUUAAUUAUGGAGUUUUUGUAAUCUCUCUUGUGGUCUUUCUUACAACUGUUUUUGCAAAUGUAACAUUAAUGCUGGUGAUCUACUUAGACACAACUCUUCAUAAGCCAAUGUACAUAUUUUUAUUUAACCUGGCAAUUAAUGGACUAAUUGGAUCCUCUGCUGUGCUUCCUAAAAUAAUGGAAAAUCUUGUUUCUGAUAUGAAAGAUAUUCUGUAUACUGACUGUAUUCUGCAAGUAUUUUUCAUUAAUGUUUAUGGAACAUGUGCUUAUGCAAUAUUGACAGUUAUGGCAUAUGAUAGAUAUGUUUCAAUUUGCAAGCCUCUACAGUAUUACAAUAUCAUGACACCAGGUAAAAUUAGAAUUCUGCUAUUCAUUGUAUACUUUUCCCCUGUCUGCUCCCUAGCUGUGCAGGUGUAUCUUACUUCAAGGCUGCCUAUGUGUAGGUAUACAAUAAACAAAUUGUUUUGUGACAAUUUGGCAGUUGUUAAUCUCUCCUGUGUCAAAAGUACCUGGGGAGACUUGUAUGGCAUAAGUCUGGUACUUGUCUUUGUAGUUUUACCUCUAAUACUUGUCAUUCUAUCAUAUAUCAAAAUAUUAUGUGUUUCUUUGAAAGCAUCAGUAAGUGCCCAGAAGAAAGCUCUGAAAACAUGCACUCCCCACUUGAUUACUUUUAUUAAUUUUUCAUUGGCCACUUUGUUUUCCGUGAUAUAUAAUCGGUUUAAUUUCAGUCUUUCAAAAGAAGUUAAUGUGUUUAUGUCAAUACAUUUUAUCCUGAUCCCUCCACUUUUGCAUCCUCUUAUUUAUGGGAUUAGAACAAAGGAGAUUGGAAAUAGCCUCACAAAAAUGUUACGAAGAAAAAUAGUUGCUCUUGGUUUUAAUGUAAGAACUGAACAUAGCCAUAAUGAUGCAGUGUUUAUUUGUACUAAAUAA